UAUUUUUAUAAAAAUUAUUUAUUCACAAAUCAACUAUAUUUUUAAAUUAAAUAUGGAAGGACAAGCACAAGUAUUCAGCCAAAUGAUAACACAAGAAGAACAUAUGCAAUGGGAGUUCUCAAGUCUUGACAAUAACUUUGGCCAAGAUGAUGAGGAGAACUGUGCUCACCCAACUUCUCUGUUCUGCAAUACCUGGUCUCGCUUUGAUCAAGAUUUUGAAAAUCCUGCUUUUAUCAGGAAUCAGAGUCUGCUUCAAAAUAUUGAUGACCUGGAUCAAACACAGAAGCAGACUGAAGUCUGAAUCCCACAGAGAGGUGAAGACCUUUCUUGUCAGAAAGCCGACAGAAUUGAAGCUAACAGAAAUGAGUCAGAAUCUGUUUCUAAUAGUUAUAAAAGAGUGCAAUCUUACGAAGAUCAGAUAGAUAUUGAAUCUUUCUUCAACUCUAAAAUUGUCUGUGAGGAUAGGAAUGAACUCUACUUAAGACUCGACGAGUUCUCUGAAAAACUAUUGGAAGAUUCUCACCCAGAUUCAAGUGAAGAUCAAAUUCACGAUAUUGGGAAGUACGUUACUCCCCAAAUAGAAGAAGAUAUUGUAGUAGCCUCUACUACUCAGGAGGAAUGUAAGGAGGGUCUAGUAAAGAAGAUUACUCCUCUAAAGUCAACUCAUGAAGAGUCCUCCUCAGAUGAUGCUAAAAGUGAAAUUAACCUAUGCCCUGAUGGUACUAUUAAAAAUGCAUGUAAAAGUCUCGGAUUCGAAAAAUAUGCUGCUUCUUACAGCUGAAGUCAACACCAAAGCUUCUACAGAGCCUUGGAGGGAAGUGUAGAACUUUCUACACGUAAAGGAUCUUCAGAUAAGGAGUCUAAUGCAUUGAGCGUCCGUAGAUCAUGCUUUAGAGCCCUCAGUGCUUUCUUCAAAAAUUCUUUUUCAAAGUUUAACAGAGCCUGGCAAGAUAAAAGGAGAAACAAGAAGAAGACAAAAGAUAUGAAUAAUUUCAUCGAUACAUACAUCAAACAAGAGUUUGGAGAUGAGAUCUCUAAAAUGGACCCAGAGUUCUAUAAAAAUCUCAGGGAUGCAGUUAUCUCUAUCCUCCACUCACACAGAUACAAGAAGCAAGAAGAGUUCACUAAGGACAUUGACUUCUCGAUUAUUAGAGAUGUUCUAUACUCCUACACUCUUGAAGCACGUCAGAGAUUCAUGUCUCGCCCUGCUUUCGCCCUAAUCUAUCACCAUUUCUUUGUCAAUGGAGCUUAUAAAUUCUUGGUUAGUAAAGUUCAAUGUAAGUCUAAGUUAACCGCUUUUGAACUUGAAAAAGAACUUGUAGGCCUCCAUCAUGACGCAGUAACAACAUUACAAUAAUUCCA
Moneuplotes crassus is the source of this 1362-nucleotide messenger RNA. NCBI's taxonomy places the organism in Eukaryota, Ciliophora, Spirotrichea, Euplotida, Euplotidae. The record is from the annotation of a GenBank genome assembly.